CUAUACUAAUUCUAUCCGUCCAUCCAUCCAUUAUAUAUACAUAUAAAAAGGGUUUGAAAAGUUUUCAUAUUUGGUGAGUUGUAGAAUUCUCAAUGAGAAGUCAAACUUGUGUCCAUGGAGAGGAAAACUUGGAGUUCUUCUAGUUAUCUCUACAUAUUUCUCUCUUAUACUUUUAAGGCCGAGAUAAUUGACCAAACACCAAAAGUGAACAAAUAAGCCCUAAUAAUCAGCCCAUAAUCAUUAAAAGCCCUCUCUAUAAAACCCCUAAAAACUCUUACCAUUUUAUUCACAACUACAAACUUCCUUUCUAAAACUUUAGAUUCAAAACAACACCACCAACAACAACAACAAAAACAUCGAUAUGGGUUCGAUUUCCAUUUCGGAACAACAGCCCCAUGCGGUUUGCAUUCCUUAUCCAGCACAAGGCCAUAUCAACCCCAUGUUGAAGCUAGCAAAGCUUCUUCAUUCCUUUGGUUUCCACAUCACCUUCGUCAACACAGAUUUCAACCACCGCCGUCUCCUUAAAUCUCGAGGCCCCAAAGCUCUCGAUGGUCUUUCGUCGUUUCGAUUCGAGUCGAUCCCUGACGGUCUUCCUCCGACUGACGUCGAUGCCACUCAGGAUAUUCCGUCGUUGUGUCAGUCGACGAGACAGUUCUGCUUGCAACCGUUUAAGGAGCUAGUCUCUAAGCUGAACUGUGAUCCUAAUGUUCCACAAGUGAGUUGUAUUGUGUCUGAUGGGGUUAUGAGCUUCACAAUUGAUGCAGCAGACGAACUUGGAGUUCCUGUUGUUUUGUUUUGGACAACCAGUGCUUGUGGGUUCUUGGGUUACCUUCACUAUCAACAACUUGUUGAGAGAGGUUACACCCCUUUCAAAGAUGAAAGCUAUUUAAGCAACAAGCAAUAUUUGGACACAAAAAUAGAUUGGAUUCCAGGAAUGAAAGACGUUCGUAUAAGGGAUAUUCCAACAUUUAUUAGAACAACAGAUCCAAAAGAUGUAAUGGUUGAUUUCAUAUUAGGUGAAACAAAAAGAGCAAAAAGAGCAAAUGCUAUUGUUUUAAACACAGUCGAUUCAUUAGAACAAGAAGCUUUAAAUGCUAUGUCUUCUCUUUUGCCACCUCCUGUUUUCUCCAUUGGUCCUCUUCAACUUCUCCUCAAACAAGUUGCAUCCCAUGAUUCGGAUUCUUUGAAGUCCCUCGGUUCCAACUUGUGGAAAGAAGACACAUCUUGCCUUCAAUGGCUUGACCAAAUGUCAGCUAACUCUGUCGUUUACGUCAACUUCGGAAGCAUCACAGUAAUGACCAAAGAUCAGCUAAAGGAAUUCGCCUGGGGACUCGCAAACAGCGGCCAAACAUUUUUAUGGAUCAUUAGGCCGGAUCUCGUCGCCGGAGACACCGCGGUGCUACCACCGGAGUUCAUCGACAUGACCAAAGAACGAGGGAUGUUAACCAACUGGUGUCCUCAAGAAGAGGUUCUACAACAUCCGGCAAUCGGCGGAUUUUUGACCCACAACGGAUGGAAUUCCACCUUCGAAAGCAUAGUGGCCGGAGUUCCAAUGAUUUGUUGGCCGUUCUUCGCGGAACAGCAAACAAAUUGCCGGUAUUGUUGCACAGAAUGGGGAAUCGGAAUGGAAAUUGAUAGCGAUGUUAAGAGAGAAGAAAUUGAGAAGCAAGUGAGGGAGUUAAUGGAAGGAGAUAAAGGAAAAGAGAUGAGAAAGAGAGCUCAAGAAUGGAAGAAAUUGAUGUCCGAUGCGGCGGAGCCUCACUCCGGUUCCUCUUUCCGGAAUCUCAAUCACUUGGUCCAUAAAGUGCUUCUUCAAUCUCCUUAAACCAAAUUUCUUUAUUUGUUUGUUACGUCAACAUCAUAUAACUAUAAGUUAGAUAAAGCAUUAUGUAUUUUUCUCUUCUUAUAUAUGUUUAUGAGAUAUUCAUUAGCAACUUGGAAUAAUAAACUCAUUUCUUAUAUCA
Molecule: messenger RNA, 1964 nt
Organism: Cucumis melo (muskmelon)
Lineage: Eukaryota; Viridiplantae; Streptophyta; Magnoliopsida; Cucurbitales; Cucurbitaceae
Product: 7-deoxyloganetin glucosyltransferase
Exons: 3
Coding region: 362-1825 (487 amino acids)
Molecular function (GO): UDP-glycosyltransferase activity
Source: RefSeq, a predicted model, not a curated record